AGUUUACUAUUGAUACUUCAAAUGUGUCACAUAUUCUGUCUUAAUUUCUUGUAAAGAAGGAAAAGACGUUCAUAGAAAGCAAAAUAAGAUUUUUUUCAGACGAAAAUAAGUUUGAAUCUUCAACCACUAACAUUGAAAAACGAAAAAGAAGAGAAAACACUGGGUUUCUUUUGGCUUUUAUAUACAAUCGAUUUGGAAAUAGUAAAUUUUUUUGCUUAUUCGCAGAAGAAUUGGAGAAAUAGCUUCUAACAACAAAAUUUGUUUACUGGCAGUAAAAAGUACUCGAACCGCGAGGCGAGAAUUUUUCUCGUUAUACUUGUUAGCUCGUUGGCAGGCUGACCCGGCUGACUGACUCAGCUAUCUGGUAUCACUAAUGAAGAUACUGUGGGGAGAGAUGAGAUGACAACAGUAACUACCUGACGUCUUCAGUUGGAAAGAAGCUAGUAUCUUAGUCAUGGAGAAACCAAUGGAGCUAUGGGAAUUGGACAAAUUUCUAGAUAAUGCUAUAUCUGAGAAUUGUCAAGUGAUCAACCUAAGCCACAGAGGCUUGACAAUUGUUACUGAUCGCCUACAAAAGGCGAAAGAUACGAGGAUUCUGUUAUUGAACCAUAAUAAGUUGCUGAUGCCACCAGAAGAAUUGUGUUCUCUUUCCAGCCUCACAGAGCUCAUACUGGAUAACAACAUGCUUACAAUGUUUCCAUCAGGUAUCAGCUCAUUAUCACGUCUUCGUGUUCUGUCAGCAUCACACAAUCCAUUUGUGGCUUUACCUGAGGACCUGGGUCAGCUGGUAUCCUUACGCUGUCUGUGGCUGGUUGAAUGUCAGCUGGUCUCGAUCCCUUCUAGCCUAGGAAAUUUGAGACGGCUCAAAACCCUAGGGCUAGGACAUAAUGAAAUCAGUGCCAUUCCAGAAGAACUGUGUGAAUUACAGUGCUUGAUGUGGCUGGGUUUAAACAAUAACCACAUGAAAGAACUGCCAUCGAAUAUAGGUCGGCUCUCAGAGUUAGUAUACUUAAAUCUGAAUGACAAUCGCUUUAGUUCAGUUCCAAUAGAGCUGCAGGAACUUCCUAGUCUGGUUUCAUUAUUCAUAAGGAGAAACAGCAUAAACAGUCUUCCUGAGGAUACCAUUCUGGCCUUGUCUUUUCUUUCAUAUUUGGACAUUAGAGAAAAUGGGAUCCACAGAAGACCAGAGGAAUGGAAGGGACUGGACUUUAUACUAGUUGGAACUGAUGAAGAUAAUGAAAAUGACUGAAAGAGGAAUUCGACAUAGUGUACUCUAUGUCAAGUAAUAAAUGACGGUAUGGGAGUAUAGUUAAAACAUUUGGAGUGAUCUCAGUCUGCGUGUACCUUUGAUGCCUUUAUCAAAUAAAAAUUCAUUGUGUCAAGGCUAUCCAUCCACUUUAACUUCAGCUGGCUAAUCCUUGUAUUAUUGAGUGGUUGGUACAGCCUUACAGAUGCCAUAAAUAGACUUGGAAUUACCGUCUAGCACACACAUAGCAAACACACUUACUAGUGAAGCAUGCACACACUGAACAAUUAUACAUGAAGUAAAUUCUUUGUAUUUAAAACAAGUACGUAACGAAGUUGGAACGUAUCGAAAGAUUUUUGCUCCCCGCUUCUUUAACUAUGUGCGUGCUAGACUAUAUAACAAUUGUUCAUAUUAUUUUUAUGGAGUUAAAAGAUAAGAGUAGAUCAAAAAUAAUUUUCAACUGGAGAUUGAUAAAUGGUUUAUUUUCGAAUGAGCAUUGUAAAUUUAAAGACAAACUUCUUUUGUUUUUCCACUCUUACUUGUGAUUGUACAGACCACAUGAAAUGACAAGGGCUGUCGUCAAGGUAGUAAAUGAUAACUGAUGGGUUUAUGUUCUUCUCUAUGGCUUGAACACAUGUACUCCUUCGUUAGGGAGCUUUGAAAAUGAUGUACCUCUGUAUAGGUGUUCCUUCACUUCAUUAAAUUUAUUGAGCUUUGACCUGAGGCUUUUGAAUCUUGCUAUCAUUGUUUCAGUUGUUUGUUAAAAUAGGAGCAAAUUCAGAUUUUGUGAUUUUAUUUCAAAGGGCUACAAGAACUGUUUGUAAAUUCAUAGAGGUUGGGUCUUUCAAAUUAACAAUAGUGACUGCUUGUUAGACAAUAUAAUUUCUCAUAUUAAACGCCAAUAUUUUGAGUAUUGAGCUUAUAUUUUUACUCUUCGUGACUUUUGUAGUUUGAUUCUUCAGUUUUGGUGGUAUCAUAAAUGCUUUUUAUUUCAUUUUUCUUUGAGUACAUAGAGGAAAUCAAAUACAAAUGACAUUUUUAUAUGUUAAAUCAUGGCAAUCACUCACAAGAAAUACUCACAUAGGUCUAUAUGAUGUAGGUUUAUCAUCAUUAACAAAGGUAUACCAUGUGUGAAUUGCCUUAUAUUUUUCAUUAGAUUUUUUAGGGAAAACCGCAAUGAUGUUGUGAAAUUCUGUACCCUCUUUGCAACUUGAAAGAUACUUUUUUUGCUUAUUUUUUUAAAAAGCCUUUUUUAAAAAAACAUAUUUGUGAGGCAUCCUGGUGAAAUCAGGCACUUGUCAAGACAAUGAAAUUGCAGAAACAGGCAUUUUUCCGCCA
Molecule: messenger RNA, 2584 nt
Organism: Aplysia californica (California sea hare)
Lineage: Eukaryota; Metazoa; Mollusca; Gastropoda; Aplysiida; Aplysiidae
Product: leucine-rich repeat-containing protein 1
Exons: 4
Coding region: 455-1249 (264 amino acids)
Molecular function (GO): protein binding
Source: RefSeq, a predicted model, not a curated record